Molecule: messenger RNA, 1172 nt
Organism: Paramacrobiotus metropolitanus
Lineage: Eukaryota; Metazoa; Tardigrada; Eutardigrada; Parachela; Macrobiotidae
Product: ubiquitin-conjugating enzyme E2-17 kDa
Exons: 6
Coding region: 239-682 (147 amino acids)
Biological process (GO): ubiquitin-dependent protein catabolic process; protein polyubiquitination
Cellular component (GO): nucleus
Molecular function (GO): ubiquitin conjugating enzyme activity
Source: RefSeq, a predicted model, not a curated record
CAGUAAACUGCUGCGCUGCUGCUCUGAUGUAGCACCAGACUACCCCUUUAAAUAACGGCCAAGCUUAUAAAAAAUCUGUCAUUUGACAUUAUUCAACAAAUUCUCGAGAGUUCUGCAUGUUGAUAUCGGCACUAAUAAGUGAAAACGAAUCACAUUCGACGUCCCGUUACACUCUGGCUGAGGUUUCUGUCUGGGGAUUUGAGGAUCCUGUGGAUCUGCUUCGUUACAGUUUGAUAAAAUGGCACUGAAACGCAUCAACAAGGAACUCCAAGAUCUGGGACGUGAUCCUCCUGCGCAGUGCUCCGCAGGCCCUGUUGGAGACGAUCUUUUCCAUUGGCAAGCAACGAUUAUGGGACCAGCGGAUAGCCCAUAUGAAGGUGGAGUGUUCUUUUUGGACAUUGUCUUUCCCACGGAUUAUCCAUUCAAGCCUCCAAAAGUGAGUUUUCAGACAAAGAUCUACCAUCCAAAUAUUAAUAGUAAUGGGAGCAUUUGUCUGGAUAUUUUGCGAUCGCAGUGGUCACCUGCUUUGACGAUUUCCAAAGUGCUGCUGAGCAUCUGCAGUUUGCUGACGGAUCCGAAUCCUGACGAUCCCCUUGUUCCUGAAAUUGCUCGCGCUUAUAAAACUGAUCGGGAAAAAUAUAACCAAAUGGCGAGAGAAUGGACUAGCAAGUAUGCCAUGUGAGGCUGGUCGAAAGCGUUUUCAUAAAUCUGCACUGGAAUUCUGGAUUGGAAGAUUUUCACGCGGUAGAAGUCCUGUAUGUUUUAAUUAGUCGUAAUUUAACAAUUGUUCAUUGCUGGAUUAUCGUUUUUCUUUCUCUUGAGACAUCUUGCUUUUGCUAUUAUGGUUCUGAAUAGGUUUACUGUACUUCAGUUGUCACCACUGUAGCUAUCAGUUUUUUGGCAUUAAUUCUCGGUUGUAUUUUAACGGCAUUAGCGUUUUGCAGUGCAGUUACGACGAUACGUUGAUAAGGCAGUGUUCAUUUGUAAACGUGGAGGAACCAUCGUCGUACUGGUAACUGUUAUCAACGUUGCUGUGAUACGUACAUUGAGAACCAUCAACUUUUUUGAAGCAGAAUUUCCGCAGUACUUGCUAUGUCGUGUCAGUAGCAAAUUUUUUUUAACUACGAAAUGGUUAUGAAUCACUAAAGGCUAAAACUGUAAUAGUCGGUCGG